UGGAGGAAUGUAGACACGGAGUGCUUUAAAAAUAGCAUCCUCUCCUCUGACAGCGCUGCUCCGGUGGCUCCGCAGCACUGUGGUGCGAGAAGCAGGAAUGCGAAGAUGGCUGCAGACCUCGGAGAGCUGCUGGUCCCGUACAUGCCCACCAUCAGAGUGCCCAGGACGGGGGACAGGGUCUUCAAGAGCGAGUGCGCCUUUUCCUUCGACUCUCCCGAGUCAGAGGGAGGCCUGUAUGUGUGCAUGAACACAUUCCUGGGCUUUGGACGAGAACAUGUGGAGAGGCACUAUCGCAAAACAGGACAGAGUGUUUACAUGCACCUCAAACGACAUGUCAAAGAGAAAGCCACAGGAGCUGCAGGAGGCGCCAUCCCCAGACGAAGAAAUGGAAAAGUGUUUCUAGAUUUAGAGCUAAACCGCGAUUUUAACGGGGAGGACUAUGAAUACGAAGAUGAGGCCAAGCUCGUCAUUUUUCCAGACCACUUCGAGAUCCCCUUACCAAAUAUUGAGGAGUUGCCCGCUCUGGUGACCAUCGCCUGUGACGCAGUACUCAACGCGCCAUCAGCUUACAAGAAGCAGGAGCCUGAAUCCUGGGAGGAGGAGAUCCAGGUGUCCAGACAUGCCAGGAGCCUCAGACAGCUGGAUAACGGGGUCAGGAUCCCGCCCAGUGGCUGGAAGUGUCAGAAGUGCGAGAUGAGAGAGAACCUGUGGCUGAACCUGACGGACGGAGCAGUGCUCUGUGGGAAGUGGUUCUUUGAUGGCAGCGGAGGCAACGGCCACGCUCUGGAGCACUACAGAGAGACCAACCACCCCCUGGCCGUCAAACUGGACACCAUCACACCAGAUGGAGCAGAUGUCUACUCAUUUGAGGAGGAGGAAGCUGUGCUGGACCCCCACGUAUCAGAGCACCUGUCACACUUUGGAAUAGACAUGCUACAGAUGCAGAAGAGGACAGAGAAUGGCCACCACACAGACAAUAACUCCCGGCCGCGGGUCAGCGAAUGGGAGGAGAUCCAGGAGUCUGGCAUGAAGCUGAAGGCGGUGUUUGGUUCUGGAUACACGGGCAUGAAAAACCUGGGCAACAGCUGCUACCUCGGUACUGUGAUGCAGGUCCUCUUCAGCAUCCCAGACUUCCAGAGGAUGUAUGUGGGUAAUCUUCAGAGGAUAUUUGACUAUUCCCCCCUCGACCCCAGCCAGGACUUUGCCACACAAAUGGCUAAACUGGGACAUGGACUGCUCUCAGGCCAGUACGCCAAACCACCCAUGAAAUCUGAGCUCAUUGAACAGGUGAUGAAAGAAGAAUACAAGGUAUUAAACUGGCACCAGCAGAAGGGCAUCUCUCCCCGGAUGUUGAAGGCCCUCGUCAGCAGGGGACACCCAGAAUUUUCCUCCAACAGACAGCAAGAUGCCCACGAGUUCCUCAUGCACAUCAUCAACCUUGUGGAGAGGAACAGCGCAGGCUCGGAGAAUCCAAGCGACGUCUUCCGCUUCCUGGUCGAGGAGCGAAUUCAGUGCUGCCAGUCACGUCGGGUUCGUUACACUCAGCGGGUAGACUACUGCAUCCAGCUGCCAGCACCCAUUGAGGCAGCCACCAAUCGAGAGGAGCUGCUGGCAUAUGAGGCCAAGCGGAAGGAUGCUGAGGAGAACAUGCGGGCUCCUCCUGCACCAGUGAGAGCGCGGAUCCCCUUCACCGCAUGCCUGCAGGCCUUCACAGAGCCGGAGAACGUCCCUGACUUCUGGAGCUCAGCGCUGCAGGCCAAGUCAGCCGGAGUCAAAACUUCCCGUUUUGCAUCCUUCCCAGAGUAUCUAGUUUUGCAGAUCAAGAAAUUCACAUUCGGGGUUGACUGGGUUCCGAAGAAACUAGACUUGGCCAUAGAUGUUCCAGACUUUCUGGAUCUGAGCCGGAUGCGGGCCACAGGGCUGCAGGCGGGUGAAGAGGAGCUGCCUGACCUCAUGCCUCCCAUCGUUCUACCCGAAGACACCAGAGAUAACUCCAUGAGCUCCAUGGACUCUCCAGAAAUAGACGAGGCAGCAGUAAUGCAGCUGGCGGAGAUGGGCUUUCCACUGGAGGCCUGUAGGAAGGCGGUCUACUACACAGGCAACAUGGGCCCGGAGAUGGCCUUCAACUGGAUCAUAGCCCACAUGGAGGAACCUGACUUUGCAGAACCUCUCACUCUGCCCUCCAUGAUGGAUCCUGGUCUCUCCACCAGUGACAGCCCCAUGGGUGCCACCCCGCUGGGCAACUCGCCCCCCGAGGAGAGCAUCGCCAUCCUCACUUCAAUGGGCUUCCCCCGCACUCACAGCAUCCAGGCGCUCAAAGCCACGAACAAUAACCUUGAGCGAGCACUCGACUGGAUCUUCACCCACCCGGAGGAGGAGGAGAGUGACGCCCUUUCAGACAUGGCUGACACAGAGCCCAACGACAACGCUUUCUCCAACGCCAACUCACACAGCGACUCCACGCUGUCCCCAGACAGAGACACGACGGGCCCGCGGAUCAAGGAUGGACCAGGACGUUACGAGCUCUUUGCUUUCAUCAGCCACAUGGGAGCGUCCACGAUGUCUGGACACUAUGUUUGUCACAUCAAAAAGGAGGGAAGGUGGGUGAUCUACAACGACCACAAAGUGUGUCUGUCAGAAAGGCCUCCAAAAGACUUGGGCUACAUCUACUUUUACCAUCGACUGUCUAGCAGUUAAAUGAAAGUCCCCGCCCCCCACCACCAUGCAACCUUUUAAAGAACCGCAGUCGUUCACCCCGAAGACUGGCAGACAACUGUAAUAACAGCUGCAGUGGAAACGAUGGAAAUAACCUCUCAGACCAGCUGCUCCCUUACCGUGAUGUCAUUCAGUGAGCAACGCUGGUCAGAAAGGGAAAGCAAUGUGCUUUUUGUGCAUUUGUGUUAUGUCAUGCUUUAAAUGUAUAUUUCAGUGUUUAUGUCUCAGAAAAGACAUUUUCUUGACAGUGGCGGUACAGAGGGAUGUGUGCAAUUUCCACUUCUGGAGUGCUCCGUACACGAAAUAAUGUCACAUAUCAAAUCUCAUUGUUCCUUCUCUAUGCCUUCAGCUACUGUACCAGGAUUUUCACAGUGGUACAUUUUAUAAAUGUAUAUUGAAAUGGGAGUGCUUCACUGCCAGCCCUGAAAUGCUCUGAAACUGCAACAACAAACAAGAAGUGACUGUGCUGCCGGUGGUUUUGCGUUUUACAUUGAAAUACAAAAGAAUGUUUUUCAUCCCCAGGAAGUUGCAAGGACACCAAGAAUUAAAAUGUUUUGGUUGGACACUGAGAGAAAUUACCUACGUUCUGUAUGCAAGUUUUAGGCUGAAGGAGAGCACCAGGAAGGCCAUGAAUGGCUGUUAACUUAGAUAGAAAUACAGUGGCUCAAACCUGCCCCAGUUUUAUCUGGAGAUGAUGUGCAAGUUUGUCCCUUUAAUGAGAAACUUUCUGAAGUACGCUGGCUGAGUUAUCAAGAUACAAGCAUUUUUCUUUCCCUGAAAGCACUUUUUGACUAAAACGAGUUCAUAUUUUGCACCUGAUGCAGUUGAAGUGGACAUUUAGUUCACCAGCUGUAAGCAAUUGAAUGUGAUAUCUUAAAUUUCAGCUUCAGCACUGCUGAGCCACUAAAUCCUUGAAGUGGCUAUUAGUCGAUGAAGAGAUGACCAUAUUUCUUCUAAUUCAUGCCUCAUACAAGCAUAGAUGUGCUUACUUUAAGAUCUCUAUCAAAUCAUCAGUUUACAUUUAAGUGCAAAAUCCUGCACUGAACCCCGUUCAUUAGUUAUGUGUGCCUGCCCAAAUUGCAGAAUGUUUGCAUAGAAGGCAAAACUUCACUACUCUCAGCUGCAGCCGGUCCAGUUUGGUUCCUUUAUCACGUUGACAGAUUCAGACUAUGACCCAUAAGUUAAAAUGAAUGUUUUUCCUUGACCUGUUGCCACUUUUUGCAGGUCAGGUUAAUUCAGUUAUGCAUCACAUCCAAAGCAAUAUAUGCACCUCAACCAAAUCUACUCUUGAACCUACUGUAUGGUGACAGCUGUACAGUGAGCAGUAUCUCCUCCAACAUGUGCAUUCUUGUACUGAUGUUGCAGUGCUGAAUUUAUAACUUCAUGGUGCUCACUGCAACCCAAACCUCCUGUUCAGCUUUAAUACUUAAAGUAGAAACUGGCCCUUUGCUGUUGAGUCACUAUAACCUCAUGCUGGAUUACCCACAGACUCUGUGCUCUCCUCAUUUAUCUACUCAGUCUUUUCAUAACGUGCCGGAUGGACUCAACGUGGAUAUGCUUGUUUGUCAGAUAUGUGUGAAGUGACCGUCUCUGACUGUCAGCAACAUCUCAGUGUUAUGGUUCAUAUUCUCUAUUUACAGCUUAAACUUGUGAGCUACAUGGAACUGGACUUGAAUCUGGUUUAUCUGUUGCAUCUCAUUGUAAUGUUACAAACUGUUGGUAUAUCAGUGGCACAAAGGCUUUAUGGUGACCCUGGCAUGCGCUGAAACUGUUUUUCACUCACUGUUGCACUUCUCUGUGCAUAUUUUAAAGGGGAGUUCUGCUGAAAAUAGACUUUCUGUGUAUGACGUAUUCUGCAAAUGUCGAUGCUUUCUUAACGCUUCUACUUUUAGAUGAUUUACGAGUCGUUACCUCUCAUAUUCAAGGACAGUCCUUUGAAAGUAAAUUGCUGUUUCUGAGAAGGGUUGACAGACAUGUAUUUACUGCAUAUCUAUUGAACAUCAGAAACUGUGGAAGAUGGUGAAGGAAUGCGAUUGUCCUUAAAAAUGUCUUUCAACAGUCUACGCUGCCGUCACUGGAGCGUCUUUCCCCGAGGGCUCGUGUCUUUAUGGAAGCUUUCAGAUAAUUAUCCAUUUUGCAGAAUAACUCCAUCUUUCAGCCGUGCUCCCCUUUAACAACACUGUGCCUCAACUUCACUGAGUUUUAUUAUAUCUCCACCCCUCAACUUCAUCAGAUACUACUUGAUAAACUGCUGCAGUGUUUCAUUGUCUAUGCAGCCGGGAAUUCUAAAAGGUCUCUAUGCAAGUCUGCCGUUUUUUUUAUUUUUUUGUCAGAAACGAAAUGUGUCCUCCUGUCAGGCCCCGGUCUAAAGUCAGCUUUUGUGCUCAUCAUCAUCAGCAGAUGGAUGAUAAAAGUGUCGUCUUGCUUAAUGUUUAGUUAGAAAUGUCUUGAGAUUUUCUGUGCAAUUCAUUUUAUUUCUCAGCACCUUUUGUCCCCCCUGCACAUUCUCUAGAUUACGUUAUCGUCUUUGUACUUUUGUCUUCUUGUUUCAGCUUUCCCUCCAGCUCGGUCUCCUCCAUUCUUCCUCUCUACGUUGUUAAUGGUUCAUUUUGUCACAAAAAAGCGUUUUCACUGUCCGCAUGUGCACUAGACGUUGACAUUUAGUCAUUUGGAUUGUACAAUUGUACCUUGUGAGUUUUAUUCUCUUUUUUUCAUUUAACUAAAUGUCAAAAAGGUUCUUCACCUGUUUUUACUCUGUUGCCUUUUUUGCAAACAGGUUUGUGCCAAUUCUGUAGUUUUCAUUACAUAGUUUUCCUGAAGGGAUUAUUUUAAGUUGACUUUUGUAAUGUAUGUGUUUAUCCAAACAUGGUUUAGGUGUAUGUGAAUAGAGUACUGACAGUAUACUCAGUGGCACUGUUUACCUGCGAGA
This is a messenger RNA of Chelmon rostratus (copperband butterflyfish), 5644 nucleotides long. RefSeq names its product ubiquitin specific peptidase 13 (gene usp13). Bases 106 to 2697 code for a protein of 863 amino acids. The record is from RefSeq and is a predicted model, not a curated record. Gene Ontology annotation, molecular function: cysteine-type deubiquitinase activity; zinc ion binding; protein binding. The transcript has 21 exons. Lineage: Eukaryota; Metazoa; Chordata; Actinopteri; Chaetodontiformes; Chaetodontidae. Gene Ontology annotation, biological process: protein deubiquitination.